UUACCGGGGGCUGGUUCGUCCUCGGCUGCAUUAAAGUAGGAGCUGCCGCAGCUGCAUACACAUCAAAAGCUCUCCUUCUCCUCCUCACUGCAGCUCCCACCGACGGCACGUCCACUGGAUGGUGGAGCCAUUUCUUCUUUUAACACACGGCAUCUACAUAACGGGACAUUAAGCGGACAUAGUGCGAAUUUCACCCGUCCACGUCGAGUCUUGUCGAGAUGCUGCACUGAGGAGAAAACAGCACAGGGUCCCCGGUUGUGUUCAUCCUGAGGCUGCAGUGAACGGAGGGGGGAUUGCGGUACAGCAAGGUUAAUAAUCAUCGUCGAUAAAGGUCUUUUCUGUGAGCGGGAAUCGACUUGAAAGGGUGAAACUUGCCCCUGUGCGGGGGGAUCGGCGGAGAAAUACAGUUAUAUUAAAAAUUAUGGCCACCCUACUGCGGAAGAUCGGUCUGAUUCGCCUGCACGAUCGAGACACCGAGGACCCAAAGCACCAUCAGGGCUCGUUAAAGGGAACCAAAGGGAACCAGAAAAACAACACCAACAAACACUGUCAGACCGCCAACGAAACCAACAUCCUGAGCACCCCGGAGAUUAAGGCGAGGAAGCUGGACCAGCUGGGAAAGGACAAGCCGUCCGGCAAGGAUAAGCAGGGCAAGGAUGCAAAAGAGAAGCAGCAGACGGGAGGAGGCGGGAGUAAAGCGACCAGUGCCUCCUCCAUACCACCGCUGGCGCCUCACCGGCAACAUUGCACCCAAGUCCGGACGCGGAGGCUGAUGAAGGAGCUACAGGAGAUCAGGAGGUUAGGGGACAACUUCAUCACGGUGGAGCUGGUGGAGGACAACCUGUAUGACUGGAACGUCAAGCUGCACCAGGUGGACAAGGACUCGGCGCUGUGGCAGGACAUGAAGGAGACCAGCACCGAGUUCAUACUGCUCAACGUCACCUUUCCCGAUAAUUUCCCCUUCUCGCCGCCGUUCAUGCGGGUCCUGACGCCACGGUUGGAGAACGGCUACGUGCUUGACGGCGGGGCCAUAUGCAUGGAGCUGUUGACCCCCCGCGGAUGGUCCAGCGCCUACACGGUGGAGGCGGUCAUGAGGCAGUUUGCAGCCAGCCUCGUAAAAGGACAGGGGCGUAUAUGUCGGAAAUCAGGGAAGUCCAAGAAAGCUUUCAGUCGUAAGGAAGCCGAGGCUACCUUCAAGUCCCUGGUGAAGACCCACGAGAAGUAUGGCUGGGUGUCCCCGCCCGUGUCCGACGGCUGAGUGUCCGGCCGCCGAGCCUCCCACCCUCCGCGCUAGCCGGACAAAUCCCAGCUAGCCCCAACACGCAAAACGACACACCACGCUAACUCAAUCUCUCACCUUCACCUGAUUCACUCAAGUUUUUUUUUUUUUCAGUUUUGUGUAAUAAUGUCUUCAGAUUUUUUUGUCCGCAUUUCCACCAAAACUUUCUGAGAGCAGACACGCCGCCAUCAUUGUCACUCCUCCAACAAGCGACUUUUGUUCCCCUCCCUCUCACCCAGGGAGGUUCUUUCCCCCAUCUUGGAAAGACCUGAGAGGGAGGUGUGUGUGUGUGUGUGUGUGUGUAUGUGUUUGUCACGCUGUUGGACAUCACCUGUGAGUGUGUGCACAUGCAUCGGAGUGUGCAUUGCUGUCGGUGGAUUUUUUUUUUCUUAAUGCACACCCGUGCAUGUGCAGUCGGAUAAAUCGGACAGUGUGGACUUUACCACCCACGUGAAAGACUACUGAAUGAAGGAGACUCAUCCCCCUCUCCUGUCCUCACCAUCCCUUCCUCUCCUCCCUCUCUUCCCUCUCCUCCCUCACUCCCUUAUUCUUCUACAGCACUGAACUGGCGUCACUUCCCACCGUCUCUCUCUGUAGCUGUCGGGUCAUUUACAUAUAAAUGAAGCUGUUAAUGUUUAAUAGACGGGCAGCGCACUGGCGUUUAUACUCAUUCCCUCCUCCAUUUCCCCUUUCUUUUUCGACUGUGCCGUUGCUCACAGUUCAAUGCAACAUGAAGAUUGUAAUUUACAUGGAGCUGUGCUCUCUCUCUCUCUCUUUCUCUAUCGCUAUCUCGUUCUUUAUCUCGUUGGUUCACUUUGUUUCUCUUUCUUUCUCUCCGUCUCUUGUGGCUAAAUUUAGAGCUCACUGUUGCGUAGGUGGAUAUUGAUUUCUAAUGGAGAGAUAAAAAUUUACAUGUUGCUUUAUGCAGACUACGUGUGAUAAAUAGAAUGACAGUCAAUCACCUCUAUUUCUCUCUCUCUCUACUCUGUUUGUGUGUGUGUGUGUGUGUGUGAGUGUGUGUGCGUUUAGGAGAGAAGUCUAUAAUUCCCAUGAUUUAGAUACCAGAUGGUACAGCUGAAGGCCAGGCCUCAGUACGUGUCAGUGUGUGUGUGUGUUUGCAAGGGAGACGACCCUUUAAACAGAGAAGAAUAUGCUUUACUGUGAAUGACACUAAGGCCUAAAGUGAGUGCUGUGUUUUUUUUUUGUUAAAUUACUGGUCUUGUUCCACUUUCUCUGUCAGCUCUUGAUUAUUAUUAAACGUGCGUAGUUGUGACUGAA
Messenger RNA from Scatophagus argus, 2557 nucleotides. It is a transcript of the gene ube2ql1, whose product is annotated as ubiquitin-conjugating enzyme E2Q family-like 1. The transcript has 3 exons. Lineage: Eukaryota; Metazoa; Chordata; Actinopteri; Scatophagidae. The record is from RefSeq and is a predicted model, not a curated record. The coding region runs from base 422 to 1258 and encodes 278 amino acids.